Molecule: messenger RNA, 3279 nt
Organism: Dermacentor andersoni
Lineage: Eukaryota; Metazoa; Arthropoda; Arachnida; Ixodida; Ixodidae
Biological process (GO): regulation of transcription by RNA polymerase II
Cellular component (GO): transcription regulator complex; nucleus
Source: RefSeq, a predicted model, not a curated record
GCGGAGGCUGUUUCGCGUGUAGGCGCGCGGCGGCGUGGAGACCUACAACCGCUAGAAUUUUUGCGCCCGCGCCGGAAGCUGCCGCUCGCGUCAGUAGCAUGACGCACCUCACAUGACCACGGCGAGCCAACGUCACUUCCGAACGACUCUUCGCGCGACGUUCAGGCAAGCCCGGGCAAGCUCCUUCAGUACCUCCUUGUUGGCUGUGCGUGUUGAGAUCGGUCUUCAUGGCAGGUACGGAAAUUUUCAGCCGUGAUGGCUGUAUUAAUAAUGAAACGUUAAUAGCCGAAGUGCAAUGUCGCCAACCACUGUGGAUGGCCUCUCAUAAGCAACAUAAGGACCGCAACCUCAAAGCGGCACUGUGGACUGAAGUGACGGCCGCCGUCCUGCCAGAUAUCAACAUCCAAGUGGGACUGGAGUUGGUGCAGAAGAGAUGGAAGUCUCUCCGUGAUAAGUUUCGCCGCAUCUUCAACGGCCGCAUAAAAACACAAAGGAGCGGCGCCGGCGCCGACGAUGUCGAGUCGGUCGACACAGCAUGGCCCUAUUUUGAACUGUUGCUGUUUUUAAAGGACACCAUGGUGACGAGACCCACUUCAGGCAAUUAUGUAGUGCCUGCAAGCCCGAGAGAGGAGGCGAGCCAGCAGCUGGACACAAGUGAGCCACUAGGGGGGAACCAGCAGCACAGUAGUGCAGAAAGGCUUUUAAUGGGCAUUGCCCAAUUUGAAGACCAGGAUUUGGAUGAACAAUCAGAUUUUUCUGAUCUGUCAGGCCUGGUAUCAGCGUCCCAGGUCUCGUCAGCCUCGACGUCAUCCCCAGCGCCAGCCUCAGCAUCAUCCCCAGCGCCAGCCUCAGCAUCAUCCCCAGCCUCGACGUCUACGGCACAAGGAGCGGCUGCCCCAAGUCACCAGGGAGCCGCUAGCCAAAGACUGCAAAAAAAAAAGAAGAGAAGGCCCAGUGAGGACGCCCUUGUGACUGAAAUGGGCGAACUGUCCAAGACCCUUAAGGCUUGCCCUUUAGAGGAUGAAUACUAUCAUAUGGCUAUGAAUAUAGGAAAAUUCUUGAAGAAAGUGCCAGAGGAACGGCAACUCGACUUUCAGAUCGAGUUGCUGCAACUAAUAAAGAAAUAUUCGGAGUGAUGAAGGGUCUGUUGCACUUUUCUUAACAUGAAAAAUGUUUUACUGGUCUUCACCAAGAAUUCUAGCAUGUACGAUCAUCACAGAAAUGUCUUGAAAAGACAAGGCUUGUUUUCUAGCCCCCCAGGAGAUGGCACUAUUUUGAUAUUCUCUCAGCAUUGUGCUCAUACUGUCUGUGGUAACAACGCAGUUUCGUCGCAUGGAUUCCCUUUAACGUUCGAUUGCCGUAUACUGCUUCGCCUUGAAUGGCGCCAAUUAACAAUGCUGUUAAGUGCAGCAGAAAGGCAGUGAAGUUCAUGGGCAAAUGUCGUAAGACAUGUUUCACUUUCAUGUUAUGAGUGAUUCCUAUGAAAGAAGGAUUAACCAAUGUUUCUACAACGCUACAAUUACAUUUAAGCAUUGACAGCCAUUCUAAGAGCAAGUAGUAUUUUAUCAGAAGUUUUCAAUGCAUUUGCUGGCGUGCACACAUCUCGUUCCCCCUUAACAGAUAGCAGGCUAGCGGACUUGCUUCAGGCUACAUUCGCUGAUUUUCCUCACUUAAAUCUUCCUCUCACUGUGAAGCGGAUAUGUUGUACAGACACAGCCCAAAGUGUGGGAUAUCUAUAUAAGCAUUCUUAAAAGUGAAGUAUCGUGGGAUGCAAUUGUUUUGAAGGACAAUAAGCAAUGUUUCUGCAUGUAUAUACUGGUUUUCCUGCAUACAAGUAACAAAACAAAUAAUUCACCAUAUUUGAUCACAGGUUCUAAAAUAAGUAUACCUUGUCCAGCCAUCUAGAGUUAAUGCAAAAUGAAAGGCCACUGAAAGCAGGAGCUUUGAUGUCAGGUGCGAGCGCUUAUUGAAUUUAAGCAUAGCUCUCUCAAAACGAAUUAGCUAUGCUAUGCCUAGGCUCCAGGUUAAUUUAGAGCACCUGGGGUUCCUUAAUGGCCACCCAGUGCAUAGUGCACCAGUUUUGCAUUUUGCAGCCGAGAGAAUAAGUCAUUUCCAUUUCAUGAUUGGCAGUGAGCUUCUAGAAUGUUUGCAUGAAUACCUGAAGAAUCUGAUCAUGAAAAGUUACAGAAGAAUAAAAAUGCGUUAAGGCCCAUAUGGCAGGCAUUACCAAAUCAUGACUGCCAGGUUACUGCUACCACUGAAACAAAAGUGUGAAAAUAUUGAAUACUAGUGGUACCUAAUACAAGGGAUACAAACUUGGAGGUUCAUAAACCAGCGUGAGUUGAUGUGAAGGACCGUACAACGAGCGAUGGAACGAAGUUAGGUCUAAUGUUAAGAGGAAGGCAGGCGGUGGGGUCGCUAUACGAGUUGACAUUAAAGGAAGAAUUGGAGCUAGGCAGGCUAUGCAAUGUGUAGAACAUACAGCCAGCAGUCUAUGAAAGUUACAGAGUGUGUGCCAAGGGGAACACAGUCAAGGAUGACAGAAAAUUAGGGGUGUGAUGAUGUUAGGAAAUGUGAAUACAAAGCCUGAAAUCAGCUAGCACAAGACAGGAGUAAUUAAGGAUGCCGAGAGAGGGGUUCGUCCUGUAGUGGACAUAAAAAAUGGCUGAUGAUGAUGAUGAUUCUCAUUUAGCAAUGAUGCACUGUGGCAGCAAUUUUCAGCACAAAGGCAAGAGGACGUGAGGAGACUGUAGUAGGGAAAUGAUUGGACAUCAGUUAUACAUUCUUAGCAGUGUACUGGAGAUAUGCAUACACCUGCUCAUGUUUAUCACCAUAUCAUUUGCUUAGAGGAUAAAAUAUGCUUUUCAGAAUUACUUGCACAUCACCAUGUCCAAGUGGAUCCCUACAAAUGUUUAAUUUCUGUUCUAAUCUUUGUAAUAGAUUCCAGAGUUAUUUCUGUCACUCUAAAGAUAUGUACAACCUUUGUGGCAAAUGUUAUCCCCAGACAAUCAGCCUAUCCUGCUUACAUAUUCCCAUCAAGAUUGCAAUGUUACAUUGAUAAUGCACAUGUUGUUCAUGACCUGGAAGUACUAGGUACCCAGCGUUAAAGGAGGUGUACGUAACACAGAAGCAUUGUUGUUACGUGACAAGACAAGUGAAGGGGCACUAGCUUUUUUUUUAAAGCUUAACACAACAGAGCCUGCAGGUGUGAUGUAAAUGUAACGAAUAGAUUUCUUUACUGUGAACCCAUAAACUGUGACAUGAGGCUUUAGCCUUGAU